CAGACAGCCCAGGCAUAGGUGAUCUCCACUUCUUCUACAGAAAGCUCAUCUGUCUCUGCAAAACUAAGGAGCAGCAAUGGAAAAGAUGAAAACCAUCUGUAUGAGAUGCUUGCUGUGGUGCUUCACCUUAAUGGUAACCCUGCUUAGUGGAAUCGCCACCAUGCCUGUGAGUGUAGUGGACUCGUUUUGCACUGCACCUUCAACAGCCAAGUACAGACUAACAUUUACAGGCAAGUGGAGCCAGACUGCCUUCCCCAAGCAGUACCCCGUUUACAGGCCUCCUGCUCAGUGGUCUCCACUGAUUGGAGUGACUCACAGCUCAGAUUAUCACAUCUGGCAAAAAAAUGAAUACGCAAGUAAUGGGGUGAGAGAGUUCUCUGAAAAAGGAGAGGCUUGGACUCUGAUUAAGGAGGUGGAGGCAGCUGGGGAGCGCAUCCAGAGUGUAUACGGCCUCUUUUCCACGCCAGCUGUGCUUGGAGGGACAGGCCAGACAAGCACGGAGUUUGAGGUGUAUGCCAGGCACAACUUUUUGUCUUUUAUCAUGCGGAUUGUGCCAAGCCCAGACUGGUUUAUUGGCAUCGACAGUCUAAAUCUGUGUGAUGGGGACCACUGGAAAGAAAACAUUAGCCUUGAUCUGUUUCCUUAUGAUGCUGGCACAGACAGUGGCUUUACUUUUUCUUCACCCAAAUUUGAGACCAUUCCCCAGGACAAAGUCACACAGAUAACGUCAUCAAUUCCGAGUCACCCUGCUAACUCGUUCUUCUAUCCACGACUGAAACAUCUUCCCCCAAUAGCCAAGGUCACAAUCACCAAGAUCAAGAGCAAACAGAUCUUUAGUUUGCCAAUCGAGCCCACACAAUCCAACCAAAUUCCCACUGGCAAUGAAAUAGACGAGUCUCUCAUAAAUACACCUCUUGACUGUGAAGUGUCUGCCUGGUCACCUUGGGGUUUAUGCAAAGGUCAGUGUGAAGAGGAAAAAAAGAAAGGCAUAAGAUAUCGUACCCGCUACAUUCAUAUAAAGCCUGCUAACAAUGGCUCUGCCUGCCCACCUCUCGAAGAGGAGAAAACCUGUAUACCUGACAACUGUGAGUGAGAGUCUGUUGCAUAAUGUCCAUCAAUUUAUAUCCUCCUUGUCCUCAUUCAAAGCACAAUACAGUUUGGACUCCAGAUUCACAAUG
Messenger RNA from Neoarius graeffei (lesser salmon catfish), 1178 nucleotides. It is a transcript of the gene spon2b, whose product is annotated as spondin 2b, extracellular matrix protein. The transcript is spliced from 6 exons. Bases 77 to 1093 code for a protein of 338 amino acids. Lineage: Eukaryota; Metazoa; Chordata; Actinopteri; Siluriformes; Ariidae. Gene Ontology annotation, biological process: cell adhesion. Gene Ontology annotation, cellular component: extracellular matrix. The record is from RefSeq and is a predicted model, not a curated record.